Neoarius graeffei (lesser salmon catfish) is the source of this 958-nucleotide messenger RNA. It is a transcript of the gene rrp7a, whose product is annotated as ribosomal RNA processing 7 homolog A. Gene Ontology annotation, cellular component: UTP-C complex; CURI complex. Gene Ontology annotation, molecular function: nucleic acid binding. The record is from RefSeq and is a predicted model, not a curated record. NCBI's taxonomy places the organism in Eukaryota, Metazoa, Chordata, Actinopteri, Siluriformes, Ariidae. Gene Ontology annotation, biological process: rRNA processing; ribosomal small subunit assembly. The coding region runs from base 4 to 882 and encodes 292 amino acids. The transcript is spliced from 7 exons.
CCCAUGUUCCCCAGCAGCACUUCCGGUUGUGCAGGGAAGAUGGCGGCGCCCACACAGAGACGCGCGAGCAGCAGCUGUGAGAUUCCCGGAGGGUUUACAGUGUUGUCCUUGAAGUUCUGCUCAGACAGUCCAGCGCAGCACCAGCUGUGUGUGAAAGAGCACAGGGUGCGGGCAGAAAAGAACACACACAGACCACCGGACAGGACACUGCUCGUCCUUAACAUCCCUCCAUACUGCUCACAGAUUGCAGUGAAGAACUUGUUCUCUCAGUUUGGUCCAGUUCAGCAUGUGGAACUGUGUGAGAAACCUGGAGCAGCUGAAGAUAAGCAACCCGACCUGUCCCCUUAUUUCACACCUGCACACAAACAGUGUUUUAAGGUGGCCUACGUGGUGUUCAAACGCUCUUCAGGUGUAGCAGCAGCUAAAGCACAUCCAUACGACUCUCCACUCAUCGUCUCCACUGAAAAGAAUCCGGUUCACACCGGACUCAAGAAGUGGAUCAGUGAAUACAAACAGUCGUUCAUUGAACCGGAGCUCCUGCAAAAGGCCAUUGAUGACUUCAUAACCCAGUACGAUAAGAGGAAAGAGGAGGCGGAGCUUCAGAAGAAGGAGGCGGAGGAACAGCAGGAGGAUGAGGAAGGUUGGGUUAAAGUGACCAAAGGAGGCAAAGGCGUUAAGUCCCGCCCACACAGUGAGGCAGCCAAUCGGAGAACACUUCAGAAAGAACAGAACAAGAAAAAGCAGAAAGAGCUGCUGAACUUCUACACAUGGCAACAUCGCGACUCGAAAAGAGAACAUAUUGCUGAAUUGAGGAGGAAGUUUGAGGAGGAUAAGCAGCGGAUCGCUUUACUCCGAGCACAGAGGAAAUUCAGACCCUACUGAAAUACAACACACACACACUUUUUAUUUUUUAUUUUUUUUUUUUACUGUAGUAAAUAAAAGUUCAGAGGAAAAAUAA